Molecule: messenger RNA, 4515 nt
Organism: Taeniopygia guttata (zebra finch)
Lineage: Eukaryota; Metazoa; Chordata; Aves; Passeriformes; Estrildidae
Gene: SEPTIN10
Product: septin 10
Molecular function (GO): GTP binding
Source: RefSeq, a predicted model, not a curated record
UUCCGCAUGUCCCCCGAGGUGCCCUGCUGCAGGUACUGCGCAGCCUUGCGCCCGCUGUAAUCGCGGAUGUCCACGUCGGCGUCGUAGGCUCCCACCAGCAGCUUCACGACCUCGGCGUGGCCGUGCAUGGCGGCGAUGUGCAGCGCCGUGUGCCCGCCGCUCGUGCGGGCGUUGAUGUCCACGGGCAGCCCGUGCCGCUGGGCGAAGUUGACCAGCGUGGCCAGCAGCUCCUGCCGCCCGUGCUUGGCGGCCCAGUGCAGCACGGUGAAGCCGGUGAUAAAGUCCCGCUUGCAGAGCAGGGCCGGCUCGCAGCUCAGCAGCCCCUCCAAGCUCUCCCACCGCCCGUCCGAGGCCGAUAGCAUCCAGGCGUGCUCCAGGGGGUCCAGUGCCACGGAGCCGGUGGUGCUCCCCUCCUCCUCGGCGGAGGACGAGGCCACCGAGGCGCUGUCCGAGUCGCGGCCGCGGCCCCCGCCGGGGAGGGCGCCGCGUUUCAGCUGGGGGGAGCUGCCCCGCGCCGCCUCCCGCAGGCUCCGCCGGCCGCCGCCCUGCGCCGCCGCCCCGGCCGUUCCCUCCUCGUCCGUCGCCGGGGGCCGCCCCGGGCCCGUCGCUAUCGCGGUCUCCUCGCCUCCGCCGCCGCCUUCGCCGCGCCCGGGCGGUGGCUCCCGCCGAGAGCCCCUCCGCUGGCUUCCAGCCACCGCCGGGCUCGGCUGGGGCGGCUCGCCCCGCUGCCCCGGGGGCUGCGGGCGGCUGCCGGCAUCCUCGCCUGUUGCCGGCGGCGUCUCCUCAGCGCCAGCCCGCGGGGAGGGCGGCGGGCUCAGCUGCUUCGCGCUGUUCCCCGCCGCCGGCUCCUGCUCCCCGGGGGUCGGAGGGGCGGCGGCGGGGGGCUCGGGGGCGCAGUACCGGCGGCGGAGGUGCACGUACUUGACGCCGGUGCCGGGCUCCUGGCGCACGGUGGCCACUGCGUUGACCAGCUCCUUGAAGCGAUGCCGGACGGCGGCGCGGCGGGAGGGCUCCGCGGGGUUCAGCCAGUCCCGGAAAUGCUCCAGCAGCUCCGCGUUGCGCGCCCGCCCGCCCCGCGCCGCCAGGAACCGCACCACUGACUCCUGCUGCAGCUCCGCCGGCUCCGCCAUCGCCGCCGCUACCCCAUCGCGCCGCGGCGCUCCUGCUACUGCCGCCGCUGGUGAUGGUGGUGGCAGUGGCGGUGCGGGCGCGGUAGAGCCGCCGCUGCCCGAGCCCCUCCUCCCGGCGGCAGCAUGCCCGGCAAUCACUGCCGCGGCGGCGGCACCGCGCCGCCCUCCGGCCGGGAGGCGCCCGCCAACAGUGCCCGCCCCCGGCGGCGGAGCCGCGGCCGCGGCCCCUCCCCGCGCUCCUCCCCGCCGCGUGGCUCUCCCCUUCGGCGGCAGUUUUGGUUGCGUCCUUCUCUCCCGGCUCUACUCCAUCCUUGUGUGUCUCUCUGGCGGGGCUAUGGCCGCUUCCGAUGCCGACGGGCACCUGCAAAAUGUUGGCUGUCGAACUUUGUCCUUGUCUGCGCAUGUUGGGUUUGAUAGCUUACCUGACCAACUGAUUAAAAAAUCCAUCAAGCAUGGCUUCUGCUUCAACAUUCUUUGCAUUGGGGAAACUGGAAUUGGGAAAUCAGCCUUGGUGAGCAGUUUGUUUAACACUGAUUUUAAGGACUCUCCAUCAACACAUUUUCUGUCAAGUGUGCGACUUAGAGCCCAGACUUUUGAACUCCAAGAAAGUAAUGUUCUUUUGAAGCUGACAGUUGUAAAAACAGUGGGAUUUGGUGACCAGGUGAACAAAGCAGAUACCUAUCAGCCAAUAGUGGAUUAUGUAGAUGCACAAUUUGAAGCCUAUCUCGAGGAAGAACUGAAAGUUAUACGUUCUUUAUUUAGCUACCAUGAUACUCGCAUCCAUGUCUGCCUCUAUUUCAUUUCACCUACAGCCCGUUCUCUAAAAACCAUAGAUUUGUUAACUAUGAGAAGCCUAGACAGUAAGGUGAACAUUAUACCAGUUAUAGGCAAAGCAGACAGCAUUUCUAAAGCUGAGCUACAAGAGUUCAAGAAGAAAAUAAUGAGUGAAUUGGUAAGCAAUGGCAUCCAGAUAUACCAGUUUCCUACUGAUGAUGAAACUGUUUCUGAGAUUAAUACCAUCACAAAUGGUUAUUUGCCAUUUGCUGUGGUAGGAAGUAUGGAGAAGGUGAAAAUUGGAGACAAAAUGGUGAGAGCUCGUCAAUAUCCUUGGGGCAUUGUAAAAGUGGAAAAUGAGAACCACUGUGACACUAUAAAGCUUCGCAGGAUGCUUUGCACAAAUAUGGAAGACUUAAAGGAGAAGACUCGUGAAUAUUAUGAGUCGUACAGACGCUGCAGGCUGGAAAAGUUGGGUUGCAGAGACCUUGGCCCUGAGAACAAACCAGUCAGUCUACAGGAAGUCAUUGAGACACAGAGGCUCGAGUUCUGCCUUGAAGUGGAAAGAAAAGAAGAGGAGAUUAAGCAACGAUUUGUGCAGAGAGUGAAGGAGAAAGCAGCAAUGUUGGAAGAGGCAGAGCAACAAGCAAGCAUGCCUGUACUGACUAAAUUUGAACGUCUUACACUAAUGCAUCAAGAAGAGGAGCUGAAAUUAGGGGAAGAGAAAAAACGUCUAGAAGAUGAAAUAGCUCAGUUUGUUGAAAAGAAGGCUAUCACUGAAUCGAUUCAGUCACAAGUAUCUGUCUCUACCCCUAGUGUUAGUUUGAAGAAAAAAGGACUGCGAAAAAACCAGGAUUUUCAACUUGAAGUCCAAUGCUUUCAUAUCAGAGAUGAAGGAACUAUGAAUGAUGGAGAGCAGAGCGAGAGGGAGAGUGAGAAGGAGGAGUUAGAGAGAGAAAUUCACCCAGGAAAUUUCAGGAAUAGUAUUUGAUUGCAGCACUCAGGUUUUGAAUGGUAGGGUAUGUUAGCAGUUUUAUGAAGUGGUCUAACUGCUGUUGGCCCAUAUUAGAUGUGUCUUCCUAGUACAGGUUUUUGAGAGAAGAGAUUGAUAAAAUUGGCUGUAAAAACACGAAAUGCAGAAUAUGACCCAAUAAAGAUUUCACUUUCUCCCACCCCAUACACUUCUUUCUUUCACUACUCUCAAAAUAAAAACUUGAAUAAAUUGUGAAAACAGAGAAAUACUUUCAAAAGUAGUGUCCAGAAUAACAUGCUCAACUGAUUUAUAUUAAAAGCAUUGAAUUAAAUAUUAAUAUAUUAAAUGAAAUUGACUUAAAUGUUUUUCUCCUCCAAAACCAGAAGUCAAUUAACUUAUUAAUUUUCUUUCCUGAUAAUUUAAAAAUUUACUGCAGAUAACAUUUUGUUAAUUAAUAGCUUCCUGCAGUUGAAAACAGAUUUCUUGGUUAUGAAUUUAUUUAGAACUACUAUAUUCUGAAGAACUUUAGAAGCUUACAUUGGUGCACAUAUCUCUACAGAUAUCAUCAAGCUUUGACAUUUUUGGGGUGUAUGCUAGAAGCCUAAUUUGGACAAAGUUUAUUGCAUUUCAACUACUGUUAUCAAAUUCCAUUUCCUAGAUUCCUUUCUUUCUGGAUUUGCAUAUGAAAGUGGAAUUCUUGGUUACAGAAGUCAUUAUCUGCACUACUACGAGUAACUCCUCUGGUUUAGUUUUAUUUCUUCAGAGUAUGCUGCUAAAUUUAUAUCCUUGCUGUGGUUUUUCAGUUCCAGCUUUAUGUAGUACUGAUGACAGAAGACACAAUACUGGUAAUUUCUCAUGAGGAAGCAGUGAUUCAUGGUGUACUCUUGAAGGUAUAGGAGUUCCAGUUUCUCUAAUAUCUCUUGUUGCUGUAUUCUGCAAAAGAAUCAUUUUUAAGCAUGGUCUGUAUGCACACAGUGUGGUGGUUAUUGUCAUUGUUGUCACGGGGUUUCUGUUACAGCUCUGCCUUGAUAUAUAUUUGCCUUACAUAAGUGUGGUCAGUUUGCUUUAAUUUUAAAUGCAUUGUGCCAAAGAAGGUGUCUCUGCCACAAACAGUUCUAUUCAGACUAUGAACAGUGUAGUACAAAAGUAUUCUGUGAAUAUAUCCACUGCAAGCUUCCUGAAGAGUUCUUUUCAAAUGGUAUUGUUUAUUAGUCCACUAAGUGUUAUUUAAUACAACUACUGACAUAUUUGAACCAUCUACUGAUUUUGCUGAUAGAUUUUUGCUUAUAGGCUUUUAUGUACAAGCAGUGUUCUAAAUUUCAGAUACAGUCUUUUUAAUCAAAAUUUACUGAGAUAUCUUUGCAAUGCUGUACUGUUGCCGGAUAGUUAAUCUGGUAUUACUAACUCAGUAUGGAAAGUACCUAUAGUUGAUGGUUUUGAGUGUGGUAUUUAGUUACAGUUGAAGAUUUACAAAAACCCCAAGGUGGUUAAAACAAGUUCUAAGUGCUUUGUAUGUUUUCAGUAGUCAUGAUAACUAAUGGGAAACUAUAAGAGGUACAGUUCUCUGGAGUUGUGUUGUUUGACUGUUUAAAAAUUAAAUACUAACUUGACAGAAAUAAAAUAGAUUGGUUUUGCUUA